Messenger RNA from Sphaerulina musiva SO2202, 1959 nucleotides. Its product is annotated as Trimethyllysine dioxygenase. The transcript has 9 exons. Gene Ontology annotation, cellular component: mitochondrion. NCBI's taxonomy places the organism in Eukaryota, Fungi, Ascomycota, Dothideomycetes, Mycosphaerellales, Mycosphaerellaceae. Gene Ontology annotation, biological process: carnitine biosynthetic process. The record is from RefSeq and is a predicted model, not a curated record. Gene Ontology annotation, molecular function: iron ion binding; trimethyllysine dioxygenase activity. The coding region runs from base 10 to 1512 and encodes 500 amino acids.
AUCGUUGUCAUGGCUCUCGCUCCAGGUUCUCUUCGCGGUGUCACUCAGAAAAUCCUCCGCCACAGCCUACUUCGAGUCCCAGCACGAGAUGUCCAUGGCGCUACAAGAUCACUGAGUACGAGCUGCAUUCGGAAUAAUGUCUCUUCAACCUCGCCGCAGAGUGCCCGCGUUACUCAGGAUCAGCCCUUCGACCCAGCAGGAGGCUCACCCAGAGCAUGGACAACAUCUGCCAAACCCGACCACUUCUUGAAUCCCGCUACCUUUAGCGUCAGUAAUGGUCUGUCAGGCGCCUCGGCUGCUGCUGGGCUUGUAAAGCACCCGCUCCCCAACUUGGAUGACUCCAGCUCGACUGCCUCGAGAUCACUACUCUGGGAACAUGGGAAGCUCGUAAUUUAUGACACUGUCGAGAACAAAACGACAAGCAUACCUGGCCGGUGGCUCAGGGACAAUUGUGCGUGCUCACAGUGCCGCAAUACGGAUACGGCACAACGUCAGAUUAAUGUUUUCAAGGGUAAUUUGGACACUUCCAUCUCGGACGUGCAGCUGAGUGGAGACAACGAUGGCCGAGUAGCGGUUACGUUCGGUGAUGGACAUCAGAGCAUAUAUCCCGCUCGGGCUUUGCUAGAACGAAGGAGUAAAAACGUCACAAAAAGCAGGAAUGGCAUUGUACCGAUACAGAUUUGGACCUCCAAGAUCGGCUCUGAUCGACCUGCUAUCCCAUAUACCGAAGUAGUGAAAGGGCCUGGCAUGGCGGCACUCUUGCACAAGAUCCGUAUCUUUGGGUUCUGCAUGGUCGAAGACAUGCCCGCAACUCCAGAAGCGACGGAAGGCUUUCUCGAGUCCAUCGGCCCUAUUCGAAACACGCAUUAUGGCGGCUUCUAUGACUUCACUUCAGACCUCACCAUGAAAGAUACAGCUUACACCUCAGAAUUCCUUGAACCUCACACAGAUAACACAUACUUCACCGAACCAGCCGGAAUCCAAGCUUUGCACAUGCUGUCGCACACAGAUGGAUCUGGCGGCGAAUCCUCCUUGACAGAUGGCUUCAAUGCUGCCACACAAUUAUACGCUCAAGACCGGGAAGCAUAUCUCACCUUGUCCGAGAUUGGCGUUUACGCCCACGCGUCCGGGAACGAAGGCAUCAGUAUCCAGCCAUCUCAGGCUUUUCCCGUUCUCAACCACGACCCCGAGGCAGGACAUCUCACGCAAGUGCGGUGGAAUAAUGCCGAUCGAGCUGGCAUAGCAGCAGACUUUGCGGGGGUGGAGGAGUGGUAUGCUGCUGCGGAGAAGUUUGAUCGGUUGUUGAGUGAUGCGAGAAACCAGUAUUGGUUUCAGCUGCAGCCAGGUCAGACCUUGCUGUUCGAUAAUUGGAGAGUGUUGCAUGGGAGAAACGAGUUUACGGGAAAGAGAAGGAUGUGUGGUGGGUAUAUCAAUCGGGACGAUUUCAUGUCCAAGUAUCGCAUGACAAACAUGACGAAAGAGGAUGUUGAGAUGUCGACCGUGUCUGGGUAAUCUACCGUAUACGGGGUAUAGCUAUGUAUAGGCUAUAGGUAUGAGAGAUAUAUAUGUAUUCCAAAACCCGAGAAGCGGGAUUAGGCGAGGUGAAGCAUAACUCCGCAUUCCGGUGUAAUGCCUGCCUGCAUGUGCUUGUCAGCUUUCACGACUCCAGCUGACGUGUCUGCCUGAUUGCGCUGUUACAUUUAUCGAGUACAGCUUCCUCCUCUCUUUCCUUCUUCUUCUUCUUCUUCUUAUUCUCAUCAUCCUCCUCCAGACUGCCGAGCAUACCAUUGCAUUUACAGUGAGUGAAGCUGCGACAAUCAUGGCGCGACGCGACAGUGCCAUCGACGUCGUCAAGGACACCAACGACGACCAUAAGCCGCCAAGACCACGACAAUCGCCGGCAUCGCUGCUAUCACGGCUUCCCGACGAACUGCUGCUGAUCAUCUGGGAAUACUCCGU